Messenger RNA from Anopheles coluzzii, 2655 nucleotides. Its product is annotated as C-type lectin 37Db-like. The record is from RefSeq and is a predicted model, not a curated record. Bases 885 to 1406 code for a protein of 173 amino acids. Gene Ontology annotation, molecular function: carbohydrate binding. NCBI's taxonomy places the organism in Eukaryota, Metazoa, Arthropoda, Insecta, Diptera, Culicidae. The transcript has 2 exons. Gene Ontology annotation, cellular component: external side of plasma membrane. Gene Ontology annotation, biological process: biological process involved in interspecies interaction between organisms.
CUUUCAGACCACUGCAUGCACAACAACUAAAACCUCAAUGUAUGCUACGAUGAAACUAUUGAAGCUUUUUCAUCCAGCUGUCAAAACUUUCCCACGCUUUUUGAUCAAAUGUUCUGGACGACUCGACCUCUGUAUUAUAUAGACUUUGCAUAAAACAUUGCAGUUGUUGUGUCAUUGUUGAAUAUUCAGGAGUGUCCGAAACCACUCACGGUCCAGCGUCUAUUCGUAUUCGUCUGCCAAUGUGUUAUCCCUGCUUUAAUGGCGUACCCCUCAACACCAUCUAUCCAUCUCAACUUGGGCCUGUGUCCAUGUGGACGGUCUAAAAGGGUUCCGGUUCCAUGCGUAUUGCAUGGCUAGCCCACCUUGGUGAGAUUGGUGAGAUUCAUACGCUGCAGGACAGUAAAAUCACCAUACAGGUCGCCGUUGUAUCAAGUCUUCUCUGGUCCUUCCACACAGACAUCCUUCCGUCAAAGAUCCUUCUGAGCAACUCACCUUCCAUGCUGUUGCCGGUGCUGACCUUUGACCUGAGAUAGGUACAAUUUUAGACGACUUCAUACGUGCGUUCAUCUAUUCUAUACGGCCCAUUAAGCCCUUGGUGAAAGCAAAACGUGCAGAGAAGUGACAUUAUCAGUUUGGCCGCCUGCGUGAGCACCGCCUUGACAUACUUUAAUGAAUCAUUCGCCGCAGAUGAUAGCUCAGAAAACAAUACACACUGAUAGAAAUAGCAAAGCUUCUCUUGACAUCGAUCUGCAUUCAAGAAUGGCCUACAUGCUGAUAAGUCGAUUGCUCGAUCACUUCGAUCGUGAAAUGCAUGGCAUCGUCAGACCUGUAUCAGCAACUGACCGAGACAGAUCAUCGAACAGCACUGUCUUCUAAGAUACAUCAUGGCCCGUCCCCUACUAUCUCCGAUUAUUUUGCUCUUCAUAGUAUCCACCCUAUUUCGCUUAUCUGCCAGUAAUCGUGAUGCGGUAGGUUAUAGAGCAUUUGAGGAGAAAUCGUACUACCUCGGUACCACGUUCAAGUUAAACUGGCAUAAGGCAUCCGCUUUUUGUCGAUCGCAAGGACUCUUCCUGGUAUCGAUCAACAGCCAGUCACAGCUAGAUGGAGUCAUUGAGUACAUCAAGAAAAGUGGAUUCUUUACUGCGAACGAAAGCAACAUCCAACUGUGGACAUCGGGCAAUGAUUUGGGAGAGAAAAAUCAAUUCCUCUGGACGUCGACCGGUGAGAGGAUCACGUUUGAUCGGUGGACUCAGGGUGAACCAAACCACGGGCGGGUGAACGAUUGUACAGUGGAGCGUUGUGUGGUGCUGCAGCACUACCAAAACGGACAUGGUGCUACCUAUUCGUUCGAUGAUAGACCAUGCGAAAAGGAAUACUUUUUCAUGUGCGAGUCGUUAGAUGGUUAGAGUGCGGGAUAGCUUGUUAUAGUGGUAAAAGGGGAUUUAGUUAUCAUAAUUCCCAUCUUUAAUGAGAAAUCAAAAAGUGCAAAUUUCAAUGUUCGAAUUAAGUGCGUAUUCUGUAGACCGUCCGACUGAACAUUAUAAAAUAAAAAAGUUUACGGUUCCACUGGGCCGUAUACAAUGCAAAGCAAUCGCAAAUGUAUUAAUAAUGUAUUGCUGUAUAACCGGGAGUUCAUCGUACAUCUCGCAUAGCUAGCCGUUAUAUCGGUUCCUCCAUCGCCCUUCCACACAGACGGGCCCCAAAGAUCCUACUGAGCAUCGUCCUCUCGAACGCGGCUACAAGAGCUUUGUCAGAUAUGAAAAUUCCCGAGCCAAUUCCGAUUCCGGAACCGAUUCUGGAGACGGUUCUGGAGUAGAUUUUGGAGCGGAAUUCUAUUUCAUAAUCGGCUCCAGAGUCAGCAUCGUCUCUUGAUUUGGAAUUGGCCGCUAAAAUCACAAUCAGGUCCGGAAUGAGAGCUAGUUCUCAAAUUGACAUUAGCCCCAAACGUCUUUUCUCAUGAAGAUACCGAAGUCGAAUUGGAUUUCGGAUCCGAUUCUGAUUGUGGAGCCAACUGCGAUUCUGGAGCUGAUGUUGAAAAUAGUUCCGAUUCCGAUUCGGGAGUCGAUACGGAUACGGAGCCGAUUCCGGGACAGAUUACUUCAGAUUACGUCUCAGAGGCGUAUGUGAGUACUAGUACUAUGCAGGUGAAAUAUAGCCCCAGGUUUGUCCAUCGCGACAGGUUCUUUGAGGUACUUUCUCAUGCUAUAUAAUGGCCGGUUGACAGCCAGCAUCCUUGUGCGCCAUUUAGCUUCCAUGCUACAGUCGUUGCUGACCUUUGACCCAAGAUAGGAGAAUUCUAGGAUGAAUCUGUACGUAACGCCUACGUAAGUUUGGACGAUCGAGAUUGCUCAUGCAAAUACGUGUUUUUGUGUGAAACGUGACGCGGAAAGAAGAGUUGAGGUCCCCUAUACUUGUUGAGCGGAGGAGCGGGGGAUGAUGAUUGUGCUGCGUUGGUCCAUCAUCGGGAUUUAAGCGUUACGUUGGACGGUUGGGGGUUGGACGAUCGCGAUUGUUCCAGCAAAUAUGGGUUUAUGUGCGAAAGAUGAGCUCGUGAGUGGUGACGUUUUUGUAAUAUUAUGAAGAGAAAUCAUAAAUAAGAUAAAAUAUUCCUGAAAAUAAUACACGAACGCAUGGGUUUCCGUGAGAUUUGUAAAA